This is a messenger RNA of Microplitis mediator, 3205 nucleotides long. Its product is annotated as tropomyosin Per a 7.0102. Gene Ontology annotation, cellular component: actin filament. Gene Ontology annotation, biological process: actin filament organization; muscle contraction. Lineage: Eukaryota; Metazoa; Arthropoda; Insecta; Hymenoptera; Braconidae. Bases 381 to 1706 code for a protein of 441 amino acids. Gene Ontology annotation, molecular function: actin filament binding. The transcript has 8 exons. The record is from RefSeq and is a predicted model, not a curated record.
CGUGCUCGCUAGCGUUUUAAAGAUUUAGGAGCACAGAGCCAAGUGGGGGGUUGACAAUACCCAUACGUGAACACACACAACGUUAUCUCACCUACAAAACGUGCAAACCCGAUAAUAAGAUAAAGAGAGACAGUGACAGACAAAAUGGCGUUUAUAAUUCUGGUGCAGUGGUAGCAGUGCUCGCAAGAGCAGCCACAGCGGGUGUUUUAAUUUUGCUAGGUCACUAGGUUGGUAGGGAGAGAUUGUUAUUGUUGGUAUUACUUUAUAGUUUGUUGUUGUUGUUGUUGUUGUUGCUGUUAUUUUAGUAACUGGUACGAUAAAGUAUAUCGUAGCUCACAGAUAUCACCUAGAGCACUAGUGAUAAACUGAUCCCGAAGGGUAUGGAUCAAACGUACACGUCGACCACCAGAAGACGUGGUCACCAGCACCAUCCGCGACAUGCGACCAGAAGAAGACUCGACAUUUCCAACAGAGGACCCGCGCAGUGUGGCCCAGUUGGUGUUGAUCAACAAAAUCAACGUAAUCUAGAAACAGAUGACAAAUGUCUGAAGUCUCUGACGUUAACUCUGUCUUUGGAUCACUGUCCUGACAGCAUUAAAGUACCAGGACAAUUGGACGGUGAAUUGAAUGAUUCAAUUGAGACGGUCCAAUUACGAGUUAAGCCCGCGCAGUGUGGCAGAUCCAAAGACACUAGAGAGUCUUCUGCUAAGAGCCAGAGUCGCAAAGUCAGACUUGAAUUGAAUGACACUAGCAAUUGUAAUAAGAGGAUAAGUGAUGCUGGUGACAAGGGAGUAAAUAAAGAGACCACGAGUCCGGAGCCUGAGCACGCGGUCGCGAGGGCUCGCGGUGACGGUCAUUCAGACGACGAAGCGCCUAAUGAAGAAGACCCAGAACUGGUCGAACUCGCGAAGCUGAGGUGUCCUAGUGAACGGACAGAAGUUACUGCUGAGAGAGAGGCGAGAAGGCGCAAAAGAUGCGCCGACUAUCCCGGUCUGGCCUUCGGGUCUUCGAUAUUCUCCAGUGACACCAUGAUGAAGUUCAGUCUUAUCAGAAAUGAACUGCAGAAUAUUAUGAGCAAUCAGCUCAAGAGGGCUGAAUCAGAAGUAGCAGCCCUCAAUCGUCGCAUCCAGUUGCUUGAGGAAGAUCUUGAAAGAUCUGAGGAACGUUUGGCAACAGCAACCGCUAAACUAGCAGAGGCUUCUCAAGCCGCUGAUGAGAGCGAACGCGCAAGGAAAAUACUCGAGAACCGGAGUUUGGCAGACGAAGAGCGCAUGGAUGCUCUGGAAAAUCAGCUGAAGGAGGCUAGAUUCCUUGCGGAAGAGGCUGACAAGAAAUAUGACGAGGUCGCCCGUAAAUUGGCUAUGGUUGAAGCUGAUCUCGAACGUGCUGAGGAACGUGCAGAAGCUGGAGAAUCGAAAAUCGUUGAGUUGGAAGAAGAAUUACGUGUUGUUGGUAACAACCUCAAGUCACUCGAGGUAUCAGAAGAAAAGGCGACACAGAGAGAGGAAAAUUUCGAAGGACAAGUGAAGAUCCUUGACAGUCAACUUAAAGAGGCUGAAGCACGUGCUGAGUUCGCCGAGAGAUCGGUUCAGAAAUUACAGAAGGAGGUCGACAGGCUCGAGGACGAGCUGACUAAUGAACGUAGUAAGUACAAAGCGAUCGCCGAGGAGAUGGAUCAAACAUUCGCCGACCUCGCGGGAUAUUAACCGAGGAUUUGAGUGAUGAGCGUGAAUAAAAUAAAAAUAAAAAAAUGAACAAAAUAAAUAAUACUGUCGUCACGCUCAUCAAUAAAAUAUUGACACUGCCAUGAAAGUUAUCGUGGAAGAUACGCAGCUAUCAUCACUUAUUAUUAUUCUUCGUCCAUUCUACUCCCAGUCUACGUAAAAAAUCUCCAUGCCAACAAUUCUUUAGUCUGUCCUUAAAUUUUUUAUCGUUAAUUUAUUGUACGAUUUAUGCAUUCCAAUGACUCGACUGAAGAUUUUUUUUAAUUUAUUAACUAAUCAUCUAUUUGUUGUUAUUUAUUAUUAUCAUUAUGAUAACAAUUGUAAUAAUUAUUUAAAAAUCAACGGCGCUUUCAUAAAAUAUCAUUUAUAAUCUAUAAGUUAUUGUUGUUAAUUGGAAUUGCUUGGGCGUAAUUUUAUUAUUUUAAAUUAAAGUACAAAAUUAUUUAGAGUUAAUGUUUAAUAUUAAAAGUGUCAAUUGCUUUUUUCCGUAUUUGCUAGCGUAGAUAAAUUUUUAAUAAAUAAAUAUAAAAUGUAAUUUUUAACUAACAUAAGACAGGGGCGAGUUGGGUCAGUUUUAUUUUUACCGCCAUUUUUUUAUGAUACUGAAGUUAGCCGAUGUCUAAUAAUUUUUGGAUUUGUUUUUCAAAACGAUAAUUUAUAAAAAAAAAUAUUUGGAAAAAUUGCACCUAUAGAUUUUUUAAUUCUCUACAUGUGCAUUUUUUUUCAUUUUUUUUUUUUUUGUCAUUGAUUUGUUUGAAAAAAAAUUCAAAAAAUUUUUAAUUGUCUGUUAACUUCAGAUCAUCAUUUUUUUCUCAUAUUUUCCGAGCUUUUGUAAUAAUUGUCAGGGUAAAAUGGACUGCUAAAAAAUUUAAACAUUUUUAUUUAUUUAUAAAUUUAAAUUUCCCGCUUUUUUUUAAAUUAAUAAAAAUAAAAAACUAGUUUAUAAAAUUACAAAAUGUCAAUUUUUACUUCAUCUGUCAUCAAAAUUUUAUUUUAGAAUCGUUACUUAACAUGACCUAUUUUUUAUUUCAAAUGUGACGGAAAGCCUGUCCAUUUUACCCCGUCAUUGGCCUAUUUUGCCCUAGAAUUUUUAAUAAAAUCUUGAAUUAUUUUUAAUUUCUAUUAGAAAAAAAAUUCUGUCCAUAUUACCCCAGUAUUUAAUGAAUAAUAAAAUUUUUAUAACAAAAACAAAUAAAAUUACUGACCGAUACCCCAAACUCUGACUACUAAAUGCUUUAAAAAAAUUAUAAAUCGCUUCCCUUAAUUUAAUUGCAAUUAAUUGUAGAUAUUUAUUAUUUAUAUUAAUUACUUUUUUUUUUUAAUAUAAAUUGUAAUCUGGUAAUUAUCGCCGAGUGCCUAUCCUCAUUAACGCGAAUAAAUAUUCGCCGUCGUCCUAAUUAUAACGAAACAUUAAAAUAAAAAUACAUUUCGUAAUUAAUAAUAACAAUUUUUUAAGACUAUAAUAUUAAUAAUAAUAAUAA